AUGAGAUUGAGUGAUGUCCGAACUUUUGUCUUUUCAAUCUUUACCUAUUCGUCAAUCAUUUAUUAUAAGCAAAAAUCUUAUGACAAAAUCUCGGCUCGAAAUGAAUGGAAAACAUUUUAUGAUUAUAUAAUAGUGGGCGCCGGCACUUCCGGUUCGGUAGUGGCCGCCCGACUUUCUGAAGAUCCAAAAGUUACUGUUUUGCUUAUAGAGGCCGGUGGAUCGGAAACGGUCGUCUCAAAUACACCCGGAUUAAGUGAUUCAUUAUUGAAUACAAUAAUGGACUGGAAGUUUAUGUCAAUACCACAGAACGAAUCGUGUCUAUCGAUGAACGAUCAUAAGUGUGUCCUCUCGAGUGGACGAGUAGUUGGCGGCACAUCCUCUAUAAAUCGUAUGAUUUAUUUGCGCGGUAAUCCCAUUGAUUUUGACAAUUGGGAAAAAUCCGGACUAAAGGGUUGGUCGUGGAGGGAUGUGUUUCCGUUUUUUAUAAGAGCAGAGAAUCAAAGUGAUGCCGAACUCUCCAAAAGUGGUUAUUAUGGAGUCAACGGACCACUUGUUAUAAGCAAUAAUAAUCAAUACAAUCGAUUGCUUCAGUCGUGGAUUUUUGGCUCUCAUUUAAGCGGACAUAAAAUAAGUGAUUUAAAUGCCGACUAUUUGGGCGCUUCUGUACUUCAGACUAAUACCAGAGAAGGAAGACGAGUAUCGACUGCAACGGCAUAUUUAGAGCCUAACAUUGAUAGACCAAACCUACACAUAUUGGCCAAUGCUUUGGUAACACAAAUCUUGUUUGAAAAUAAUACAGCAAUUGGUGUAAACUUUAUAAGAAAUUGGCAUAAUUUUGCUGUUUAUGCCAAACAAGAAGUUAUUAUUUCUGCCGGAACUAUCAAUUCCGCUAAAUUAAUGAUGUUAUCAGGUAUUGGACCUAAACCUCAUUUAGAAGAACAUAAGAUACCCGUAAUAUCAGACUUACCGGUUGGCCUCAACUUUCACGAUCAUAUCGGCUCUUAUGGACUCCACUUUACAGUUAACUCUACAUUAGAAGAACCACUUACUGUCCAAAGUUUAAAUCAAUACUUCAAUUCUGGAAAAGGACCGUUAAGUCAAAGCAAAUAUGCGGCCACUAUAUUACAGUCUAAGUAUACCAACUCUAACAUUGAAUGGCCUGAUAUUAUGCUUAUGACAUCCACGACAAGUCCUGGGAGAGAAACAAAUGGUGAUGUCGUAGAGCAAAGAAUUGGACUUAAGAAAGAAGUGUGGAAUCAAUUUUACGGCCCUUACUCUAGUUCACCGCAAUUCACUGUUUGGCCAAUACUUUUACGACCUAAAAGCAGAGGAUGGGUUCGACUUAGUAGUGCCAAUCCAUUAGAUCAACCUUUGAUUCAUACAAAUUAUUUAUCCGAUUCAAGUGAUUUAAAUAUAUUAGUCGAGGCAAUGAAAGAAUCCAUGAGAAUCGUCAAUUCAAAACCUCUUCAGCAAUUAUCUCCCAUCCCUUUUGUAACAUUAGUUCCUGGAUGUGAACCUUAUCUUAUGAAUAAUCAAUCAGUUGAACCAAAAGAAACAUUUAACGAAACAUUAUUUACUGAAUCGUAUAUCAAAUGUAUGAUCAAAUCUCUAACAUUAAGUACUGGUGAUUAUGUGGGAACGUGUCGUAUGGGAUCAGAUGAAAGCGCUGAUAAAGUGGUCGACUCUCGACUUAAAGUAAUUGGUGUCAAUAACUUGAGAGUAAUUGAUGCUUCUGUUAUACCGGAGAUUCCGACGGCCACUACUAAUGCAGUUACUGUUAUGAUUGCUGAACGGGGAUCUCAUUUCGCAAAAAUCAUUAAGCAAAAGUAA
Oppia nitens is the source of this 1830-nucleotide messenger RNA. RefSeq names its product glucose dehydrogenase [FAD, quinone]-like. The transcript is spliced from 4 exons. Lineage: Eukaryota; Metazoa; Arthropoda; Arachnida; Sarcoptiformes; Oppiidae. The record is from RefSeq and is a predicted model, not a curated record. The coding region runs from base 1 to 1830 and encodes 609 amino acids. Gene Ontology annotation, molecular function: oxidoreductase activity, acting on CH-OH group of donors; flavin adenine dinucleotide binding.